Messenger RNA from Candoia aspera, 765 nucleotides. RefSeq names its product liprin-alpha-2-like. The transcript has 5 exons. Gene Ontology annotation, cellular component: presynaptic active zone. Bases 265 to 765 code for a protein of 166 amino acids. Lineage: Eukaryota; Metazoa; Chordata; Lepidosauria; Squamata; Candoiidae. Gene Ontology annotation, biological process: synapse organization. The record is from RefSeq and is a predicted model, not a curated record.
CUUUGCUGCUGCCAACGAAGUGACAGGAGAAAAUGCUGAGGUGCCGCCAAACUGCUCCUGCUGCCGGCCGAAGGGGGCUGGGUGGGCUUCCGGCGUCUUCUCGGAGCGGGAGUGGCGGCGUCUGCAGUAGCCUUGCGAGGGAGGCGAGUUGAACAGCGCCCAGCGGUGGGUGAAUGAGCGCCCAUCAGAGGCAAAGAGGGAGAGGCAGAAGCGGCCGUUGGCACCGAUUUCCUGAAGACCCGGGAGGAAGAACGAGCAUUAGAAAUGAUGUGCGAAGUGAUGCCUACGAUAAACGAGGACACCCCAAUGAGUCAAAGGGGGUCCCAGAGCAGUGGAUCGGACUCAGAUUCUCAUUUUGAACAGCUAAUGGUGAAUAUGCUAGAUGAAAGAGAUCGUCUUCUAGAUACUCUUCGAGAGACACAAGAAAGUUUAUCUCUGGCACAGCAACGACUUCAAGAUGUAAUCUAUGAUAGAGAUUCUCUCCAACGACAACUCAAUUCUGCACUGCCCCAGAUGACGGUUGCGGCUGGUACGAGCAUUGAGAAUAACAUUCAAAGGACCAUAUCCUGCCCUAAUGUAUGUUCUGCAUAUCUUGGAUUCUUGUCUUCUUUUAAUGCAAAAUUUCAUUAUGAAUUUGCUGCACUUACAAAAGAACUAAAUGCAUGUAGGGAACAACUACUGGAAAAAGAAGAAGAAAUUUCGGAACUGAAAGCUGAAAGGAAUAAUACAAGAACUAUUAGAUCUGAUGCUGUUGAAGAAAUGUAA